Molecule: messenger RNA, 792 nt
Organism: Exophiala aquamarina CBS 119918
Lineage: Eukaryota; Fungi; Ascomycota; Eurotiomycetes; Chaetothyriales; Herpotrichiellaceae
Exons: 2
Coding region: 1-792 (263 amino acids)
Cellular component (GO): membrane
Source: RefSeq, a predicted model, not a curated record
AUGGCUUCUAUCUGGGAAACGACCGCCAUGCUCUUCCGCGCAGUGAGCUCGAAAAAUCAGCAGGCUAGCGGAAUAUACCUCGUCUUCCAAAUCUUCAUCUUACUUGCACCUCUUUGGGUGAAUGCAUUCGCAUAUAUGACCCUUGCCCGAAUGGUCUACUUUUUCCAUCCCUCACGGAUGAUAUUUCGAAUGCCAGCAGCUAUCAUCUCUGCCGUUUUUGUCUUCUUCGAUUUGGCCGCUUUCGUCAUCCAGCUUAUUGGUGGAAGUAUGGCGGGCCCGGGCGACUCCCCGGAAGACCAGCGGCGAGCCGUCAACAUAUACAUGGCAGGCAUUGGUUUCCAGCAGCUCGUGAUUGUAUUUUUCGUCGGGCUCUGCAUUGUUUUUCAGUUCCAGAUGGCGAAGCUCGAGACACACCCUGGAAACUCUAGCACAUAUCGCGUCCGCACCAAAUGGUUUCCUCUCCUCUGUGCACUGUACAUCGCAUUAUCAAUGAUCACGGUGCGCAUUGUCUAUCGGCUUGUCGAAUUUUCCGGCGGUAUCAAUCAGGGGAAUGCACUGACGGCAAAAGAAAUAUACUUCUACGUUCUUGAAGCGGCACCAAUGCUGAUCGCCCUGUCGAGCUUCGCUCUGUUCCAUCCAGCGAGAUUCAUGAAUGGUCCUGGUUCCGAUAUGCCCGGGCCUUUCACCUUGUUGAAGAACAAGCUUCGGCGUUGGAAAGGGAAACAGGAAAUUCUAGAUGAUGGACAAGAAAGUGAUACACAUGAGUUGAUGUCAAAGGGUGACUUGCGCUAA